Molecule: messenger RNA, 2923 nt
Organism: Passer montanus (Eurasian tree sparrow)
Lineage: Eukaryota; Metazoa; Chordata; Aves; Passeriformes; Passeridae
Gene: GFRAL
Product: GDNF family receptor alpha like
Exons: 10
Coding region: 1-1656 (551 amino acids)
Biological process (GO): nervous system development
Cellular component (GO): external side of plasma membrane; signaling receptor complex
Molecular function (GO): signaling receptor activity
Source: RefSeq, a predicted model, not a curated record
AUGGCCGCGCUCCUCGGCCCCGUGUUGUUCAUUUACUUCACAUGUAUAUCUACUGUCCAGACUACUGACUGUCUACACUUGAGAGAGCAAUGUAUUAAUGCUGGAAAUGGAUGCGAGAGAGUCUGGAAUGUGGUUGAAGAUGCCUGCAAUAUUUCAGGUAAUAGAUGCAAGGCAGAAGACACUGUUGGAUGUAAUAGAAUAAUCCAGGUCCUGGCUGAUGAAUACCCAGAAUUUAGAAACUGUGUCUGCACUACAGACGAUAUCUGUAGCAUCACAACUUUGCUUGGGAAACUGUGCAGCAUUAAUAAAGACUAUUUGGAGUCUCCCUCAAGGUCAGCCACGGAACCGGGUGUCCCACACAGGAGGCGCGAAGGCCGCAGGCGCUCGGCGGAGCUGCAGAGCUGCAGUGUGGCGAAGCGGCGCUGCCGGGAGGAGCCUCGCUGCUCUGCUGUGCACAGGAGCUUCCAGAGGGCCUGCCAGGCAGCCGCAGACACCUGCAGCUUCCCCGGGCCUGCAAAGUGCUCCUUAGCCUGGAAAGAGCUGAGGAAAACGGCUCUGGGAAGGUGCACGUGCUCAGAGCCGCUUCAGACGAGAUGCAUCAAAAUCUGGGAGGGAAUAUUUAACAACCCUUGUUUACAGUACCCUCAGGAGAGCCAAGCCUCAGGAGCCAGUGAAAGCGAUGGCAGUGAUGAUGACUAUAAUGCUGAUGUUGAUGGUGAGAAAAAUCUGGUCACUGACACAAACAAUAUUAGUAUGGAAACAAAAUUACAAUGGGGUUUAUCUGCUCUCUCCAAACAAGUGCACACAACAAACAGGAGCUGUUUGGAUGUGAACAGGGAGUGCGUUGAAGAUGAAGUUUGUAACAAACAGUUGUCCCUGUACCUAAAAGUUUGCUCAGUAAAUAAGAAGUGCAACAUGGAAGGAUGUCAAGCAGCCAUAAGGUUCUUCUAUCAAAACAUGCCUUUUGAAGUUGCCCAAAUGAUGAUAUUUUGUGACUGCAUCCAGCAUGAUGAAUCCUGCCACAGAGCCAAAGAACUUCUCCAUGGCAAGCCCUGUGCAGUUACCGUAGUUCCACCCCCAUCAUGUCUGAAUGUAAUCCAGAUGUGUGAAGAGAAUGAAUUGUGCAGGAAAAAAUACACAACUUUUCGGUCAAAGUGCUGGAGACAUGUGACAAAAAAAUGUUAUAAUGACGAAGCCUGUCUUGAAACUUUGCUCAAGGAUGACAUGCCCUGUUCUGCCACCACUGAUUGCAGAGCAGCCUACAUCAGCAGCUGGGGCACGAUGCUGCACACGGAGUGCACCUGCCAAAAUCUGCCUCCCAUGGAGCAGCCUUUGUGUGAGCUCUUCCAUCACAUGCUGCACAGCAAAUCCUGCUUCCGUGACUUACGUAAAAUUUCUAUUCAAAAGAAGGGUUUUCACUGGGUAAAUACAGAAAUGCCAGGGGAAAAGAUUUCUGGAGCACAGCUCCAUUCUUCUGCAAUUAAUGGUGAAACUGUCUACAUUAUUGCUUACUCUUCCUGCAUAGCUCUCAUCCUAGGAAUAGUCCUGUUGACUCUCCUAAAGAUCAGAGCCUGCAGAACAAAAUAUGAGUCAAGAAGUCCCUCGCCAGACCAUUCUUCUGAAACAUUUAUGGCCCAUUAUAAAAGUCACAGAUGAACUACUCUGUUGCUUAUGCUUUUUAUGGCUAUUCCUGAAAGCCAGCCUGUUGUACAUAUGUGAUAAUAAAAUAUAUAUUAGAAAAACUACUAUAAAUUAUGAAAUUUUGUAGUUAAGCAUACAAAAUAUUUUUUAUAUUUAUUAGCUUAUUUUUAGCCUUUUGAAAGCUGAAAAAAGGGGGUAAAAAUGGUAAAGCUGUGCUCUUUCUUAUUUGUGUAGAUUCACAGAUCUGUCCUGAGCUCUACAUUUCCUUCAUUUUUAGUUGCACAUGACACUGGUAUAAAUGGUAUAUCAACAAUGACAAUCUUUGAAGUCCAUCCUUUCUGAUCUCAACUCAUCUGGAAGAAAUAAAAAACAUCCACUCAGAAACAUUUUAGAGACCUGAUAAAGGGCACAUAUCUGGCAGUUUUGUAUACCUGGCUCCCAGGUACCACGUACCUGAAGCAACAGUCACAGCAAAGCUGUCUGUAGUUUGAUGCUAGAGCACUUGCAGGGUAGGAAGAGAUCAGGAUUACAGCCCCCUUAAGAACUAAAAUGACUCUCUGGAAUAAUGCUUUGACUCCAAAAUGUAGUUGCUGAAAAUGUUUUUAAUUUCUCCCCAAUAUGCUUCUAAAAGAAACUAGUGGAGUUUGCCACUUUGAAUACAAUAACUUUAGAAAGCUUUUUUUUGUCUGAAUGAAUGCCCAGUGGAGAAAGUCACUUGUUUGGGGCUGAAGUGCCUGCUUCUCAAGAGAGAAGCUGUGACCCAUCUCAUCAUCUGUUUCCUAUUCAUUGUCUCUAGGCAAGACGCGAAGUGCCUAAUUGUCCCCUUGCACUGUCCUGGGAGCCAUGGUCCCUAAACACCAUCCUGGAUCCCACUUUGUGGCUAUGAGCUCUGGAUUUCUCUCUAUAGACGAGUUGUUUUGCUAGAUUUAAGCUUCUGUUUACUACCAGUGAGUUGUCUUUGUUAAAUAUUUGUAGCAGUCUGGUUCUGGUGAGCACAAAAUAAUGGACUGCAGUUUCUUAUUCAGCAGUUACCAUGAAUAGCACAUGUAUGGUCUUGUUAUAAUAGUAUUUGAUUAAUUAACCUUUUUUGGUAUGUGAUUAGUUUUAAUUUUGUUUGAAUUAUCACUAAAUGUAACUCACUCACCUCCAGUUUUGACCAUGAGACCAAUGGUCUAGGGCCACAUCUAGUGCUAGAUGACAGAUCUAGGACUAGAAAUUAAUAUGAUCAGAAAGAACAGAAUCCCUGCUCUUCUAUGUGACUCUUGCUUCUGGCUUUGGUAGC